AUGUCAUUGAACGUGGUGGGAAAUUCAAAUACAACAUAUUGCAUAGAAUAAAAGCAUUAAAUUUUAUCUUCUGAAAAUAUUAUAGUUUUAAAACACAUAACCGUUGCUGUUUAACGUAUAUUAGAUAUUAAGAAAAUAUAUUUUUUCCUACUUAUAAGUUACUUAGGACAUGUUUGAUUACUAUAAAUGUCACAGUAUCUAGUAUUGUUUAUUAUGCGUACACCUUUAUCAACCUUCAAUUCUCGAUAUCUUUUAUAUUUUUUAUUAUUAUUAUUAUGACAAACGAAGAAACUGUGUGGCAAGAAUUAUCAGAAAUAUUUGCAGAUCCUCCAGAGACAAGAGAUAAAUGCUUACAAUGCAAGAGGCCAGUUCCAGUCUGUUGGUGUCCUGGAUUACCGAAACAUGCAGUGUGUCCUACAUCAAGAAUAAUCAUCUUACAACACCCUGCUGAAGUAAAACGUUGUUUAAGAACUGCACCUAUGCUUGCUCUAGGCUUGGAACCUGGGAAAUGCAUAAUUUACAGAGGCAAAAAAUUUCCAUUAUCCAAACAUGAUGGUCUAACAGAAAUUUUAAGCGAUAAAAAUACUAUAUUAUUAUAUCCAUCUCCUGAUGCUAUAUCGCUUGAUAAAUUAACUCCAGUCGGUACAAAUGGUCAAAAGCCUUAUAAUCUCAUUCUGUUAGAUGGUACUUGGCCCCAAGCAAAGGCAAUAUAUCACUCAAGUCCAGCACUUUGCCUUUUAAGAGCAUGUAAAUUAGUUGGAGUUCCAACAAGCGAAUAUGUUAUUAGAACUCAACCAACUGAAGGAUGUUUAUCUACACUUGAAACAGGUGCUUUUGCGCUUUCUAUUUUGGAAGGUGAUCCUGAUUUGAAAAAUAAAAUGCUUGGACCAUUGCAUUAUCUUUGCAGGCAAGUUUGCAAUGUUAUAAUACAAAAUGUAAUUUAUAAAAUUAAUGAUGAUAACAUUUUCAGAUUCCAAUUAGAAAAUGGUGCUGUAACUCAUCAAAGCAAAGAAUUUCUUAUUAAACAGAAAGCUUAUCCUAAACUUAUAGGACGACGGUUAGCAAAGCAAUUACGCAUGUUACCUGAAGAAUCUACGUAACAUUUCCAUUUAAUAGCUCAAAGUAAUAGAUCAAAUAAUAGUUAUAAUAGGUAUUUAAAGAAAUUCAUCCUAUAGCAAAUGUUUAAUUUUUUAUAACUGUGUGUAAAGGAAUAGCAUUUCAUAAAAGGAAAUAAAUUAGGUGAACAAUGAAUAAUUUUAAUUUAUAAACACAUAUUUUUAUAAAUAUUGCGUCAGGUUAUUUCAAAGUUUUUGACAAUAUAUGAAAAUCAAAUUUAAUAUUUCCAUGUUGCGGUACAAAGUCAAACGACCAUUGAAGAACGCUUUGUUGUGUAACAUUUGUUAUGUGUCUGAAUAAAUAUACAC
Molecule: messenger RNA, 1424 nt
Organism: Nomia melanderi (Alkali bee)
Lineage: Eukaryota; Metazoa; Arthropoda; Insecta; Hymenoptera; Halictidae
Source: RefSeq, a predicted model, not a curated record